Molecule: messenger RNA, 531 nt
Organism: Parascedosporium putredinis
Lineage: Eukaryota; Fungi; Ascomycota; Sordariomycetes; Microascales; Microascaceae
Source: the annotation of a GenBank genome assembly
AUGGUUGCACUAUUCUAUUUACCUAAACAUCUUUCAAAGACUCUCAAAUGCUAUGUCAUCCUUGCGCCCAGUCAACAACUUGGUGGGGUGAUAAAACAAGAGGACGACCAUCACGCCCAGCAUCAGCACCGAGUCAAAGAUGUAGAGGAACACCUCGUUGGACAACAGCGCUCCCUCGUGGCCCUGCGCGUACUCGACCAGGCGGAAGACGGAACGCACAAAGAUCAAGCCGCUCACGAGGUACAGCACGUAGAUGAUGUGCUUCCAGCCAAUUUGUCCGCGCCGCUGCGGCUCCCUCCGCAGAUCCAUGCCGGCCUGCACGAAGCGUCGGUGGAAAACGACCGUGACGACCAUGAACAAGCCAAAGAACAAGAUUUGUACGAUGAGACCGAUGAGAAUGACCGUCUGGCCCGUGCUGGUGGUCUUGGCAUUCGACAGCAUGCCGCUUCCAAAGACUUGGAUCAGGAAGGACGCCACGUCGCCGCCGACAAAUAUCUUCGUGAGCCAUCGCGGCGAUAUGGGGGAGAUUGA